Papilio machaon (common yellow swallowtail) is the source of this 1355-nucleotide messenger RNA. RefSeq names its product protein spindle-F (gene spn-F). NCBI's taxonomy places the organism in Eukaryota, Metazoa, Arthropoda, Insecta, Lepidoptera, Papilionidae. The transcript has 2 exons. The coding region runs from base 202 to 1263 and encodes 353 amino acids. The record is from RefSeq and is a predicted model, not a curated record.
UUGUUAUUUUGGCAUUUUUUCUUGUUGGAAAAUAAAAUACAAUUUGUCUUCCAAUUUGUGUAAUACAUGAAUGUUUACCGUUUACAAAUUAGAUGUUUUUUUCGGUAGUUGAGUAUCUUUAGGGUUAAAUUUUUCGUCGGCUUAUAGAUAUUUUACGAGACAGAACAGAUACAACUUAUGAAGAAAAGGCUACAGUAAAUUAUGGAUGCUUCGUCAAUAGUGAGUUUCAACAAUGAUUCAACUUAUCAGACCACACUAAAAGGUGAUGUGAGCGUACAUGAAUUAGCCUUGCAUGCCAUGCGGGAUCGAUGUUUGCUACUGCAACGAAGAUUAAACACUUUAGAAAAUGAUAACAUGAAGUUAAAAUUAGAUAUAUCAAAGAGAAAUUCCCCUUACAUUCCAUUGCAAGAAGACGAGAAAUUAAAACUUCAUCAACAAAUAGCAGAGCUUAAUAAGCAAAAGUCGCAACUUAUGCAUCAUGUGUUUAUGGUCUCAUGUGAGAAUAAAAACUUGUGGAAUAAAAUUUCGACUUUGAAGCGUUCAGACAAAACACCUAGAGAAGGACUGAAACAACCACUGUUACGUACAAACACAUAUGUAAAUAACACACUAAGAUCAAGCGCUAACUGUCAAGAAAAAUAUUCAGAAUCAAGUUUAGAAGAAAUAUCUUUAAAACUUAUAAACAGUUACAUUCAAGAAAAAUCACAGUUAGUAGAGCAAUAUGAACAAAUGUCUCAGCUUCAAGAACUAGAUGAUGAAAUUCUAAAUGUUGAUUCUAUAGGUUUUACAUACAUAGAGGACCCAGCAUUUGAUUCAUUGAAAGAAAUACACAAUCAAACAGAGAAAUUGCACAAUUUAAAAAAAGAGAUAGAAUUACAGGAAAAGGAUUUAAAAUUAGUACUUUCCAAAGUAGAGUCUGUUCUACUCGAAGGUUACAAAUGUCCGUCAUGUGCGGUCAACAAAUCAAAACAGAUAACUACAGAGGACAAGGAAGUUGAAACAAGUACCAGUCUUGUUGAUCUAGCCGAGUCUCAAAAUUUCAAUGAAAACAGCACAUCAUUAGUCCGAAAGGAUUCAGAUUAUGAUGCAAAUAGUGAAACUGCUGAACCAUAUGACAAAAUGUGUCCAAUAUGCGGUGAAACUUUUAAAAAACAUAUUGAGUUUUCAAUAUUUCAAUCUCAUGUAGAACAACACUUUAUCGGUGAAACUGAAGAUUCAUUCACUUUAGAUAAUGGUCACAAUUCUUUUGAAAAUAUUAUGUAAGGCUGAUAUUUCAAAGCUAAUUAAAUCCUAAUAUAGUAGAACAGUGAUUAAAUGAUUUAAACUUUUGUGAGACAUUAUUAUAAAUCUAAUAU